CAGAAAGCAAAACCUACCAAGGAUUACAGAAGAACAAAGACAAAUUAUGAAUGGACCUAUAAUAAUACGGGAAGUUUCAGAAUCGAUUAAGAAGAGUGAAUCAGGAAAGGCGCCUGGAUUAUUGAGUCUGUAUUACAAGUAUUUUGAGGAUGAACUUCUACAACCUCUACAAAACGUGAUGAAUUCUAUUUUACAGAGAAAAGGAUGCCAGAGACUUGGAAAAAGGCCAAGAUAACAUUAAUACCUAAGGAGGGACAAGAUUUGACCCUAUAGCAAGAAACUAUAGACCAGUAUCAUUAUUGAACAAUGAUUCUUCAAGUCUCUGUUCUGAAUAUUGUUGGAAGCACAUGAGGCCAUGGCAGAUGUUGAUGUUCAGCCAUCCAUACCGAAAAGGUGUGGUCCAUACAUUUCUUCUGUCACCAGCCACAGCUUGAACCUGGUCCUUCGUGGGAUAGUCUUGUUCCUAAUUGGAGUUUUUCUUGCAUUAAUAUUAAACUUGCUUCAGAUACAAAGAAAUGUCACCUUAUUUCCACCUGAUGUGAUUACAAGCUUCUUUUCUUCAGCUUGGUGGGUACCCCUUGGAUGCGGCACUGCAUCAGCUGUAAUUGGGUUAUUGUACCCCUGCAUGGAUAGACAUCUGGGAGAACCUCAUAAAUUUAAGAGGGAAUGGUCCAGUGUGAUGAGAUGCGUAGCAGUCUUUGUUGGCAUAAAUCAUGCCAGUGCUAAAGUGGAUUUUGCCAACAACUUUCAGUUGUCUCUCACACUUGCUGCACUUUCAGUUGGGCUCUGGUGGACUUUUGAUAGAUCUCGAAGUGGUUUUGGACUUGGAAUAGGAAUUGCAUUUUUAGCCACCUUGGUGAGUCAGCUUCUGGUCUACAAUGGAGUUUAUCAAUAUACAUCUCCCGACUUCCUUUAUGUCCGUUCCUGGUUGCCCUGUAUAUUCUUUGCUGGUGGAAUAACUAUGGGAAACAUUGGCAGACAGCUAGCAAUGUAUGAAUGUAAAGUUAUUGCGGAAAAGUCUCAUCAAGACUAAAAGAGCAAAAAUAAUUUUCUCACAGAAGGAUGAAUAGCAGACCGAGAAGAGCACACAGUAGAGAGUACUUGAUUAUACAAUUGCCAAAAAACAAUCUCCCUCUCUUGUUUCUUCUUCUCUUGUCCCUUUUGUGUCUCUGGCCUGGUCCACUUGUGAAGGCACUAUUUACUGCAAUCUGUGAUUGCUGCAUCUCUAGGUCACUUAAAAAUCCUGGCAUCUUGGGAAUGUGAUCUGUGUGAAACUGUGCUUCAGUGCAACAUGUUGGAGAAAGUAUUGGCUUCUGAGUAGGAUCCUUGGUUUUCUAAAGUAAGCUAGGCUUGCCAUAUACCGUCCCUUUCUUUCCAUAAGGUUCCCGUGCCAAACCAAGCUUACAACAAAACGAAAUGCCACCCUCUUCUGGCUGCAUUACUUUUUACUUAUUUUGGCCAAUUUUGAGAGAUGUGGUAUUCUUAGAGUGUUGCUAUUUUAUUAUACCUCAAGUCAGAGGGAUAAAUGGCCCAAAAAGACACUGAUGAAAUUAACAUCAAAAGUAUAAUCAGUGCUGUGACUCCUCUUAGUAAAAAGGUAAAUAAAUCUACAGAACAGCUGCACAUUAGGUGAACAUGAAUUUUCAAUUUUGUGUCAAGAGUUGAUGGCAUAGUUGGAUGUAAAUGCACUAUUUGCAAUACAGAUGGGUAAUAUUGCUACUGCACUCUCAACGUCUAUGCCUGUAGUGUGAUGAGCAUGGGACCACUCUGUAAAUAGGUACACCCUGUUGUAGGACUCUUCAUCCCAUAGUAGCAGCAAUACAGCUAUUGAGAUGUGAUUCACACUAAAUGGUAAUACUGGGGCUAUCCAUAAAUAAGACAUUUACAGUUAAUAGUUUAGUUCUGGAAACAGAAAAAUCCAACUUACUUUUUAAGUUUGAUAAGAUGAACUUCAGUGUACUAGUUGCAAGUACCACUCUCACUUUGUACAAUAAAAUGUGGAUAGCUGCUUGCAAUCUGAUCAUCGGAUCUGUAAAUGUUCCUUUACAGAGGUCCCAGUGAAAUGAAUUUAUGUUAUUGCUUUUCUAGAAAUGUCAUGUGACAAAGUGAAUUUUAACAAAAGAGAGGCACAGCAGAAGACAUUAUUAUGGUACUGCCUCAGUAGAGCUGAUCCUUGAGUCUGGUAAAUGGGAGAAAGGAAAAAUAAACUCUCUGACAAUAAAAGUUUUAAAUCAUUCAAUUUAAUUUCUUCUAUAAUCUGUGUAAAGAAAUCUGUGUAAAGUGAGAAGCUGCUGAUGCUUUUUAAAAAAUUAUAUGCAGUGCAAGUUUUAAAAAGUACUCUGCAGUCCCUCAAAGAGGCUGAUGUUGGUCCAAAGAAAAAUAUGUAUGAGUGUGUGUGUAUAUUAAAAAUAUAUAUAAUUUUAUUUUUCUUUAAUAUAUUCAUAAAAUGUAGAAUUGGAAAACCAAGAUUUUUAAAGACUUGCACAUUAAUACAUGAAGAAUAUGCAAUGGAAGUCUGGGGAAAAAUAAACCAAGCUUUGGAAAGGAAAAUGUGCAAUCAAUAAGUCUUAAAAAGAUAUCAAACAAUAUGCAAAAUAGCAGUAGCUCCAACUUUUGACUAGCUGUUGCAAAUUCACACUAUUGCACUAUAGGGUCUUUAACAUGAUUGAAAUGUUAUGAGACUAAAUAUUAGAAAACACUCAAGUGUUAGUGCACCUCCUUAUAUGCCUUUCCCCACAUGAAAUCUACAGUGGAACAAAUAAUUCAUAAGAUUUAAUUUUGAAACUUCUCUAAUAGUGUAAUUGUUUCUGAGGUGGUUUAAGAUUAAGUCAAAGGAGGUCUGGUCCUUAUCCAGUCAAUCUGUGAUUCUGCUGAAUUCAGUUAUUUAAAGUGGUCAUCAGAGUUUAUUAAAAUGGUGAUAGGAGUGCUUUGAAGGCUUAAAUAUGAUAAUUUAGCUCUCCCUAUAUAGUCUAAUUAUUAAAUUGGAGUGUUGCUGUAACAAAAUACAGCAAGCGUGACUUUGAAUAGAGCUGCACCAUAGAUCUUCAGUUAUCUACAUCUUCUAACACAUGUAUAGUACUAUGUGUUUGAAAUACGAUCAUCUGCUACUUUGCUUUUGUAGAUCUGUUGGCAGGUUUUGUUGGAUUAAGCUGCCUUGAAGUGAAACGGGAUAAAGGUUUGUCACAAGGUUUACUGAAUCUAAUUGCAUGGAAUUAUGCAGAUAAGAGUGACCUUUGGUUCAACCUGUGGGUAUAAUGACCAGCCAUGAUUGUGUUGAUUGAAAGUUAUGAAUACUAGCGUUCAUAAAACUUUAGGCUUUUCAGUGAUUGCCUGUGAAGCAUUUACUGCACAAGGCAUUGAACCUUAGUUGUAAAUUAGGACUUCAUUAUCUUGCUAAGAAGUCCAAAGUAGUUCACAGGUGUUGAUAAACCUUAAAACAUGAAGUCAUAUCUCAUUGCAUAUUGCCCUGAAAAUAGAUACCAACAUUUGCAUAUUAGCUUACUCAAUAAGCAUCAUUGUUGCCCAUCAGCAGAAAAUGUCACUUGAAAACCUCUUGACUAUCACUUCUACUACUGAGCCCAUGAAGCAAAUUACCCAUCUUUCCAAAGUUAAUUUGAUAGACCACUAUUAUCUCUUACAUAGUUUUAUUGAACAAAAUUUAUAUUGUUUCUCUGUAUUACCAACCUGUACUGUAAUUGUGAGAGGAGAGGCUUGUGAUGAGAAUGCCUUAAUUACAGUGGUGGGAAAAAGCAACUACUGUAUGAUGUGUAACUAUAAUAAUAGAUUGUCUUCAAAAUGCUCUAUAGAGGAUGAAUAAGGUAUAUUUUAGAUACAACUUUAUAAGCACUAUAAACUCUUCACUAGUUGUGAAUUGUAAAAGUUGUUAAUGUUUACUUCUUCAGACUGCUGUUAAAAGCAAAAUAUGUAUUAAAUAAAAUUACAGCCAUGAAAAA
Molecule: messenger RNA, 3953 nt
Organism: Python bivittatus (Burmese python)
Lineage: Eukaryota; Metazoa; Chordata; Lepidosauria; Squamata; Pythonidae
Gene: INSIG2
Product: insulin induced gene 2
Biological process (GO): cellular response to insulin stimulus; SREBP-SCAP complex retention in endoplasmic reticulum; cholesterol biosynthetic process
Cellular component (GO): endoplasmic reticulum; SREBP-SCAP-Insig complex
Source: RefSeq, a predicted model, not a curated record